AUGGACACUCACGAUGUCUCCGAGGAGCUUCAGUACCUAAAGUAUCUGGCUCAGCAUAAAAGAACUCUCCAGAAUGCCCAGCGUUUCAGGGGUCAGCGUCCGAAGCAGAAGCAAUCUCGAGAAGAACUGAUUAUGGAGUUUAUGCGUCGACAGAUGGCGAACAAGAAUAUGACUUUUGAUAGGGAUGAGUUCGCUAUUCGCUCAUCUUUCCUUCCCCCGACCUACGUUCCCAGUAUCGCCCCGUUCCGAGAGCUCAACAAGGUCAUGAUCAAAGACCUCGUUCUCGAGACCCAUCACCGCGGCUCAUACCUGCUUCUGAGGACAGUCACCCCACCGGACACAAUGACUGCAAUCUUGGCUAUUGUGGAGGAUGAAGAAGGUAAGGUUUUGGUCCUUCAGCUGUACAACCAAGACUCAACGCGUGCUGCCGAGGACAUACUUGAUGAGGGAGCAGUGCUCAUUGUUAAGGAGCCGUAUCUCAAGGUGAUGGCUGACGGAGGCUAUGGAAUUCGGGUUGACCACCUCUCCGACGUCAAAUUUGUCCCAGGACAUGACGAACUAGUUGCUCCCUCUUGGCGUAUCAAUCAGCGAUUGACUGGUAAGUUUCUCCUUGGUCAUUCGGUCUGGCAUACCGCUCACAACGAUAACAGUUACUCCAAAGCUUUGGAGUAUUUCCCAGCAGAGGAUGAGGCCUUUAUCAUCAAGCUAAACCGUGCUCUUGUUUUUCUCAGAGUUGGUCAAUUGGAUGAUGCUCUUCGCGAUAUUCCGAACCCCAAGAUAUCUGAGAAAGCUUUGUUCCGCAAAGCUCAGGCACUCUACCGUCUCGGAAGAUAUCGGGAGUCUUGUGAUGUCUUCAAGAUUCUUUGCCAGGAAUAUCCGGGAAACAAUGCCGCUAGCAAGGAAUUCAUGCGAGCGAUCGCGCGCCUCGCGGAACAAGUGAACGGCAAGUAUCCCUUCAAGCAGCUACAGCUAGAAGCGGCACAGCUUCGUCCACCACACUUGGACCGCGCAACAUACAUCGGCCCCAUUUCUGUCAGGCGCACCAAUUCCCAUGGACGAGGCCUGUUUACGACAAAGGCAGUCAAGGCCGGUGAUAUUCUGCUUUGCGAGAAAGCUUUUGCGCAUUCCUUCGUCGAUCACACCGGCUUCACGCGCAGUGCAGUCGUUCUGAUCAACCCAGAAACGAACCGUAUGAGUCUUGGUGGUCAGGCAGAGCUCAUUACCCUGAUUGUCCAAAGGAUUUACAAAAAUGCAUCCUUGGUACCAGUUAUCACUGAUCUCCACCACGGUUCCUACAACUCUCCCGAGAUCUGUGAGGUUGAUGACGCGCCGGUUGUGGAUACCUUCCUUGUCGAACGAAUCGUGUCCUUGAAUGGCUUUGGCUGCCCUGUCUCCUCCCACCAAUCUCGCAUCAACCUUAUGACCAACCAAAAGGUGGAGGAGAAGUUCAGCUCCUGCGGCCUUUGGCCCAUGGCAUCUCGCAUCAAUCAUUCUUGCUACAGUAACUGUCGAAGGUCGUUCAUUGGAGAUAUGAUGAUUAUCCGAGCUACCCAAGAUCUCGAGCCCAACACCGAAAUCGUCUUUUGGUACAGUCGGCCUUUUGACAAACCGGACAAGCAACCCGACUUGGAGCACUGGGGCUUCAGGUGUAGUUGUGCUAUAUGUAAAGACAUCCAAUCCACGCCAAAGUCCACCUUGGUCAAGAGAGACAAGCUGGUUGCUGAUCUGCGGAAAUCUUUUCAAUCUUCCAACCCAAACGGUGCCAGGAUCGAGUCUAUCCUAGUGACGCUCGCCGAAACCUACAGUCGACCAGCCUCUGAGGUCCCCCGUCUUACCCUAUGGGAUCCCUAUUUGGGUCUCUGUGGGAUGUACUCUGAGCGGAACCAGCCGAAGAAGGCAAUCGAGUGUGGUUUGAAAGUCCUGGAAUCGCUGGGCUACGUGAUUGAUGGGGGGAAUUUCCCUCUAGCGCCGAAAACACCUCUGGUCGUCAAGAAAUGGGGGUUGAUGCUGGACUUGCUCGUGGACUGUUGGAUGUUUCUCGCUCGGGGCUAUAGCCAAGUGGCGCCUGAGCUUGAGGCAAAGGCUGAACAUUAUGCUAAGCUCACAUACAGAAUUUGUGUGGGUGAAGAUGAGACAUUCCAUGAGACUUAUGGACGACAUGGAGAUCGACUUAAUGGUUUUCUUGCUGAGGGAGGAUAG
This is a messenger RNA of Penicillium riverlandense, 2199 nucleotides long. Its product is annotated as TPR domain protein. The coding region runs from base 1 to 2199 and encodes 732 amino acids. The transcript is spliced from 3 exons. NCBI's taxonomy places the organism in Eukaryota, Fungi, Ascomycota, Eurotiomycetes, Eurotiales, Aspergillaceae. The record is from RefSeq and is a predicted model, not a curated record. Gene Ontology annotation, molecular function: protein binding.